Molecule: messenger RNA, 2393 nt
Organism: Phanerochaete carnosa HHB-10118-sp
Lineage: Eukaryota; Fungi; Basidiomycota; Agaricomycetes; Polyporales; Phanerochaetaceae
Exons: 1
Coding region: 236-1999 (587 amino acids)
Source: RefSeq, a predicted model, not a curated record
GACAAUCCCAGCGACGCUCAGGUGCAGCCCUUCUAGUUUGGGCUGUAUGUAUGCACCUGAAUGUUGAAUGCUGACUCUGGUUAGUAGUGUACUGGAUUACGUGGAGUCUUUGCGGCCAGACCGCCUACCGUUUGAAACCGGACCACAUCGUCAUAUUGAGGUACUAGUCUCAUAAGUGGCAUAGUGCCUUGCAACGUUUGUAUCCUGAGGGCCUCACUUGUAUUCUGUAGGCUACAUGUUGAUGUCACUGGACUCCCAGGCACUAGUGGACGAUGCGAUUGCCGCGCACGACCGCGAAAUCGCAAGACUUGUAGAAGAAAAACGUUUGCUUAGGACCCGCAGGAACACACUCGCUCCGAUCAACCAGCAUCUUCCUCCGGAAAUGCUCUCGGAGGUUUUCCUCUCGCUAUUCCGUUUGCAUCGCGAUUCCUGGGGCGCCGCCGUGCGACUUCCACUUCCUCACAACUGGUUAACGGCCACCUUCGUUUGUCAGCACUGGAGAAACAUUGCUCUCCGUACGCCCUCUCUCUGGACUCACAUCAUUCUUACGCGCUCGGAUAACAAGCCAGAGCGUAUCCUCCGUCUACACGAAUGGGUCAAGCGCUCUGGGCGAUUACCGCUCACGAUCGAGCAGCUUGAGCUGGUCCUAAACCUGGACCUUAUCUCAUAUACUUUUGGGCCGUCGAUUAUGUCCUUGAUUAUGCAGGUGGCUUCUCGAAUACAGCGACUUGCGAUGACUUUCGGAGGUCCCAUAAUCACUCAUGCAGUCCACGAGGGCCGCACCCUCGACUCUCCCUCUCUCGAAAGCAUUGCUGUCGUCCAAACGCCCAAGUUGGCCCCAAAUUCGUAUAAAAUACUCCGCGAAUAUCUUUGGCCUGCAAUCAGGAGCCUUCGAUGUAUGCAGACGAGUCCUUCGCUCCUCCAGGCCCUUAUCCGUAACACGCUCACGACGCUAUACGUCAAAGAGUGCACCCCUCCGCCUACGAUAGGCGAAUGGCUGUUAAUUCUGGGAAGCUUGCCAUCUCUCGCACACCUGACGCUGAUACGUUCGGUUAGCCAGGACAAUGUGACGUCGAAGACGGGAAUGGAGGUCGGACUACCGGCUUUACGACACCUGUGGAUCCGAGACCGUGAGGGUGGCAUCUCCAGCGCACAGCUCCUCUCCUGCAUAGCGAUACCGAAUAAUGUCAGGGCGCACAUUGCUGGAGACGAGCCUGUGCAAGAGGCUGGCGCUCGUGCUAUACUCGCGCAGGUCGCGGCCAAAGCAGCUGGAGAGGGCAUAAUCGGGGAGCCCUGGAACGCUCGCGUGUGUGUGGCAGACUACUCACACGGUCCCGGAGACCAGCACCAUAUCACACUUAUCCUCUACACGAUGAAUCGCCCGCUGCGCCCCGACGCAGACAAAGACAUGAGCGACCAAAAUACCGGAUUCUCUGUUACCCUCGCCCUCGGACGCAACACGUCUAUGCGAGAGCCCAUUACCCGAGCCUUCUACUCCCUUAUCUCUCUUUCGGAAGUCGAAGGCCUCAUGUUCCGCGGGUCGAUCAAGAAGGCGGAGACGUUCUCGUCGCUCUUGCAACCGCAGAUGGUUCGCCAAGUCGAGGCAUACACGCAAUGCUAUACCGCGACUAGGCUUCUGCGCCUGCUCCAAACGGGCACCGCGGUCAACGACACCCUUUCGUUUCCGUACCCCGAGCUACAUCGGCUUACUCUCACUAUUGUCUCCCGGCGCAACUAUGCCCACUCGGGCAGUCACCACGCCCAGACGUUUGUUCGUCUGCUGGCGGACACUCUCGAGGAGCGCGCCAAGCACGGGCUGCGCACCAGACACCUCACGCUCACGUACUGCGUCCAGAUCAACAUGACCGCGUGCGAAGAGGAUUUUGCGCGAUUGCGAGGGUUAGUGAAGGAUUUCCACAUCUUGCAAAGCGUACAUGAUACCGGCGAAGAAUACACCGAUGAGGAGGAUGACUCUGACGAAGAAGGUUAUCGAGCGUAGGCAAAGCUGAUGGGAGAGCACGCCGCCAUGGAUUGGGCCUUGGAAUUGGAAGGGCUGACGCUACAAAUAAUGUAUCAACGAGGCUUAUUCAUAGACCCGUUACAGCGAGACGAAUCUUCGUCUGAAACUACUGUAUAUAAUAUUCUGCUUCGUUCUGACGAAACGCAUACCUAAAGCAUAGUUCCGUGCUCGUCGAGCACCGGGGCCAGACUGUCCUUUUCCGCAUGCUCAAUUGGUUCGGUAGAGGUCAAAAAACGACUUUUAGGCGGGAUAAAGGAUACGGCAUUACUGUGACCCACAGUCUGCCGUACGAAUGCGCGGGCUUGAUCGAACGUGCGGAAUGUUAUUAUGCUCGCAUUCAUGUCCAGCAGGUUCAGCGAGGGAAGCUCCAUGC